This is a messenger RNA of Clupea harengus (Atlantic herring), 4097 nucleotides long. RefSeq names its product nardilysin a (N-arginine dibasic convertase) (gene nrd1a). The record is from RefSeq and is a predicted model, not a curated record. Gene Ontology annotation, biological process: proteolysis. Gene Ontology annotation, molecular function: metalloendopeptidase activity; metal ion binding. Lineage: Eukaryota; Metazoa; Chordata; Actinopteri; Clupeiformes; Clupeidae. The coding region runs from base 234 to 3566 and encodes 1110 amino acids. The transcript is spliced from 31 exons.
GUUACUAUCGCGCAAUACUGGUUCUAAGCAAAUCAGAAAUCAUUUUGCUGUGCAGAUUCCGCCCACUAAGACUACGGAAGUUAGGUUGAUCCAACAGCGAGAAAGCAGUCAGAAUCGCGCUGUUGAAGGCAACGAGAAGUACAAUCCAGCUUGGGAAGUGGGUGUCCACCCUUCACGCUUACCGUCACUCGGCAUCAUUGAACUGCAGUACCAAAGUGUCAGCUGUAGUGAGAAUGCCGCUUACAAACAAGUCCAAAAACGCCGACUACAGUGCGGCCCUGCCGACUGGUUCAGAUCGCGGAGAAGGACACCAGCCCUCACAACCAAGAGACCAGGAUGUGCCUCCGGGGGGUGGGGGUGGUGGUGGAGACGACAAUCCGGGAGAUCCUGAAAUUGUGAAGUCUCCCAGUGACCCCAAGCAGUACAGGUACAUUGUACUUGGGAACGGAUUAAGAGCACUCCUCAUCUCAGACUUCAGUGGUGCCGAUGGUAAGGCGGCCACCGAGGAUGAUGAUGAAACGGAGGAGGAAGAGGAGCAGGAGGAGGAAGAGGGGAGCAUUGAGGAGGGAGACUCAGGAGAAGGCACCGACGAAGAGUCGGAGAAUGGAGAUGAUGAACAGGACAGUGACUUUGAGGAGCUAGACGAUGAAAACGAUGGGAGGAAAAAGAAAGCAAACUCUGAAAAACAGUCUGCUGCUGCACUCUGCAUUGGCGUGGGGAGCUUCAGCGACCCCAGUGAUCUGCCAGGACUAGCCCAUUUCCUCGAACACAUGGUGUUUAUGGGCAGUGAGAAGUACCCAUCAGAAAAUGGCUUUGAUGCAUUCCUGAAAAAACACGGUGGCAGUGAUAAUGCCUCCACGGACUGUGAGCGGACGAUAUUCCAGUUUGAUGUGCAGAGGAAACACUUCAAAGAAGCUCUUGAUAGAUGGGCACAGUUCUUCGUGUGUCCAUUGAUGAUCAAAGACGCCAUUGAAAGAGAGGUGGAAGCUGUUGACAGUGAGUACCAGCUGGCCAAGCCAUCUGACUCCCAUCGCAAGGAGAUGCUUUUUGGGGGUCUGGCCAAGCCCAACCACCCAAUGGGAAAAUUCUGCUGGGGAAAUGCAGAGACUCUGAAGCAUGAACCCAAAAAACAGAAGAUCGAUGUUUAUAAGCGUCUUCGCGAGUUCUGGAAGAGAUACUAUUCAGCACAUUACAUGACCUUAGCGGUGCAGUCUAAAGAGAACUUGGACACUCUAGAAAAAUGGGUGAGGGAGAUCUUCUCUGAGGUUCCAUUCAAUGCUCAGCCACAACCAAACUUUUCUGACUUAUUGGAUCCUUUUGACACCCCAUCUUUCAACAAGCUUUACAGAGUGGUGCCCGUCAGGAAAGUUCAUGCCCUCACCAUCACCUGGGCCCUGCCCCCUCAGGAAAAACAUUACAGGGUGAAACCCCUCCAUUACAUAUCUUGGCUUAUCGGCCAUGAAGGAACUGGCAGCAUCCUCUCUUUGCUCAGGAAAAAGUGCUGGGCACUGGCUCUCUUCGGGGGAAACAGUGAAACGGGCUUCGACCAGAACACCACCUACUCCAUUUUCAGCGUCUCCAUCACGCUGACGGACGAGGGCUUCCAGAACUUCUAUCAGGUGAUCCACCUGGUGCUCCAGUACAUGAAGAUGCUUCAGACCCUCGGGCCCCAGCAGAGAAUAUAUGAGGAAAUUCAAAAGAUUGAGGCAAAUGAGUUCCACUACCAGGAACAGACAGAUCCAAUUGAGUAUGUGGAGGACAUCUGUGAGAACAUGCAGGUGUUUCCAAAGGAGGACUACCUGACAGGAGACCAGCUGAUGUUUGAGUUCAAACCUGAGGUGAUUUCCGCUGCUCUGGCCCUGCUGACCCCAGACAAAGCCAACCUGAUGCUGCUGUCACCGGAGCACGAAGGCCAGUGUCACCUGAGGGAGAAGUGGUUCGGCACUCAGUACAGCAUCGAGGAUAUCCAGAAGGAGUGGAUUGAGCGCUGGGCAGGCGAUUUUGAACUGAACCCAGAGCUGCAUCUCCCGGUUGAGAACAAAUUCAUUGCAACCGAUUUUACACUGAAAGCAUCUGACUGUCCUGACACGGAAUAUCCUGUCCGAGUCAUCAACAGUGAUCGAGGAUGUCUUUGGUAUAAGAAGGACAACAAGUUCAAGAUACCAAAAGCAUAUAUCCGGUUUCACCUAAUCUCGCCCGAGAUUCAGAAAUCUCCUAAAAACCUGGUGCUGUUCGACCUCUUCGUGAACAUCCUGAUGCACAACCUGGCCGAGCCGGCAUACGAGGCCGACGUGGCUCAGCUGGAGUACAAGCUGGUGGCUGGGGAGCACGGCCUUGCCAUCAAGGUCAAGGGCUUCAACCAUAAGCUGCCUCUGCUGUUCAACCUGAUAGUGGAUCACCUGGCAGACUUCAGCGCAGCUCCGGAUGUGUUCGCCAUGUUUGCCGAACAGCUCAAGAAGACCUACUUCAACAUCCUAAUAAAGCCAGAGAAACUGGGAAAGGACGUGCGACUCCUGAUUUUGGAACACGCCCGCUGGUCCAUGAUCCAGAGGUACCAGGCUGUUGUGGACAGGCUCACCGUGGCCGACCUCAUGGACUUUGUCGACAGGUUCAAAUCCGAGCUGUACGCUGAGGGCCAUGUGCAGGGCAACUUUGCCAGCAAGGAAUCAGUGGAGUUCCUGCAGUAUGUAACAGAUAAGCUGCAAUUCAAGAAGCUGCCAGCAGAGGUCCCUGUUCUCUUCAGAGUGGUGGAGCUGCCGCAGCAGCAUCAGCUGUGUAAGGUUAAGUCUCUCAACAAAGGGGACGCCAACUCUGAGGUCACUGUUUAUUACCAGUCGGGGCCCAAGAACCUGCGCGAGCACACACUCAUGGAGCUGCUGGUGAUGCACAUGGAGGAGCCGUGUUUUGACUUCCUGAGGACGAAAGAGACGCUUGGGUACCAUGUGUACCCCACCUGCCGAAACACGUCCGGGGUCCUAGGCUUCUCAGUCACCGUGGAGACGCAGGCGACCAAGUUCAAUACCGAACUAGUUGAAACGAAGAUAGAGGAGUUUCUGGUGAGCUUCGGGGAGAAGAUGGCUGCCCUGAGCGACGAGGCCUUUAAGACGCAGGUGACGGCACUCGUCAAGCUGAAGGAGUGCGAGGACACGCACCUGGGAGAGGAGGUGGACAGGAAUUGGGCGGAAGUGGUCACCCAGCAAUAUGUCUUUGACAGACUCAACCGAGAGAUCGAUGCCCUGAAGCUGAUGACGAAGGCUGAGCUGGUUUCCUGGUUCAUGGAGCACCGCGGCCAGACUAGCAGGAAGCUGAGUGUCCAUGUGGUGGGCUUUGGAGUGGAGGAGAACGACCCACCCACCGGGGAACACCACAGAGACGAGGGCGACGAAAGAGCAGGCGGCGAUGAUGGUGGCGCCAGCAAGUGCUUCGUCUCCUCCUCGUACGGGGAGGUGUCCAAACUCACCUUCCUCCCCGUCUCCCCGACGCUGGCUUCGGCCACCGCCAUCACCGACAUCCGCGCCUUCACCGCCGCCCUGCACCUCUACCCUUACCACAAGAUCCUCAAAUAAAUGCAGCCGCCACUUCAGGGAUCCGAUACAAGCACGCCGUUCCCGCUCCACCAUCACCGUCAUCCCCCUCACACGCUAACCCACAACAGGAAACAACACCAGGUGGAUCACAAGUCAAUUGGACAGUGGAGAUGGUGGCGAGAUAAAGAGAGACGGAAACCCUUAACCAACCAAGCUAAACCUCCUGAGAUUGACACACAAAAAGAAGUUGUGUGUAUUUUAUCGAUAGCCUAUAUCUGCUGUGUUUUGUUUGUACUAAUGCAUUGGUUCUGUUCUUGCACCACUACUGGAGGUGGAUCUGGCCUUGGCCUUUUGAUGCCUGUGCGGUCACGUCAGCUAGUGGCCGAUCACAGACUUGAUUCUGAGGUUUUUAUGGGCAUUCAUAAAGCGGUGAAGCUGCAUGAUUAAAAAUCAGAUGCCAGGGUCCCAACUCAUCAUUUGCAUAACUUCUGCUUGGAAUAUGGGUGGCUUCAAGGUCACUGCUUGAAGGAGUGUUCAACCAUGAUACUUAUUAAAGGUUUAGUAAGCAUG